AUGUUUUUGAAGAGCUCCCGCUUUGGAGAAGAGGAGGCAGCCCGCAAGGCCAAGGGCAAAGCCAAGGAUGUCCACAAAUCGGUAAAGUCCCCCGAGAAGGAAGGACGACCGGCCGACGCCGGUGAUGCUCGCGGCCGCGCGGUGUCCACUCGCACGACCCCGAGAAGUGGCAAAGAGCGAGUGACGUCGCCAACGGCCGUCACUCGCGAGGCGCACCACCAGAAGGACGUCAAGACUAAGGAGCAGGCGAGUGCAGUCUUCCUGACGCGUUUGCAGCCCUGA
Molecule: messenger RNA, 282 nt
Organism: Klebsormidium nitens
Lineage: Eukaryota; Viridiplantae; Streptophyta; Klebsormidiophyceae; Klebsormidiales; Klebsormidiaceae
Source: the annotation of a GenBank genome assembly